Molecule: messenger RNA, 1060 nt
Organism: Drosophila melanogaster (fruit fly)
Lineage: Eukaryota; Metazoa; Arthropoda; Insecta; Diptera; Drosophilidae
Gene: CAH5
Product: carbonic anhydrase 5
Exons: 5
Coding region: 91-999 (302 amino acids)
Molecular function (GO): zinc ion binding; carbonate dehydratase activity
Source: RefSeq, marked reviewed
CUGUUUGUGGCCGAGAAACUCACAGUCUGAUUGGAAUCUCCAAGGCGAACGGAUCUGAAAGUAAUCAACCGAAAAGUUCUUUUCCCUACAAUGUUUUCUAUCGGUUUUUGCUGGCUUCUAGCCAUUUGCGGAUGCACUUUUGCCUAUAUAGAGAUACCGGAGGCCUAUCUAACUGCCAUCAGGCAGGAUCGGGCGGAUGAGCAGGCGGCAGGCGAGUACAACUACGAUGAGCAGGGCGAUGACUGGACGGGAACGUGCCAAAGCGGGGAGAACCAGUCACCCAUAGAUUUGAUUUUUGAAGAUUCGAAAAUUGUGGCCAUUCCCCGUCUGCGUUUCAACAACUAUGAUCAGCCAUUGCAAACCCCCUUGGUGAUUACCAAUAAUGGGCACACAGCCAACAUGGUGAUACCGCAAACUCGAGGUGGCCAGCGGCCCUCUAUUAAUGGCAGUCUCUUGCCCGGGAAUUUCGAGGCCCAGAGUGUCCACUUCCAUUGGGGAUCGCGGGAGGCCAAGGGAUCGGAACAUGCCAUCAACUUCCAGCGCUAUGACGUGGAAAUGCACAUCGUUCAUAAGAACACCAUAUAUGAGACGAUGGGCGAGGCAACCAUGCAUCCCGAUGGCCUGGCCGUUCUGGGGGUUAUGUUCAGGGCGGUGGAUCGGCAGACCUCGCAGCACUACGGACUCAACAAGAUCUUUAACCAGCUGCCGAGAAUCGUGCAGUAUAACUCCAAUGCCACGAUAACCGGCAGACUGACGGUGGGCCAGUUGCUGGGUAAUAUUGUGACUGGAGAGUUCUUUACGUACAAUGGAUCUCUGACCACACCAGAUUGUGCCGAAGCGGUCACCUGGACUGUGUUUCCCGACGUUCUGGACUAUCCGCGUCGCCAGAUCACAAAACUGUGGAACCUCAGAGACUCACGACAAAGGCCCCUCAUCAAUAAUUAUCGCAGCAUUCAGGACACCAAUAGCAGAGAUGUCUAUUACCGAACCAUUCAAUAAAAAUAUUCACGUAAUUAAGUACCCCUUUUUCUUGAUUUAUUAAAUAUUAUAUACAUCACCC